AUGGCCUCGUAUGCAUCCCGAUCAUUCGUGCACUCAUUCGGUCCUACGUUUCGGGCCCGAGGCGGGCCUUCACUCAGAACAAAGCCAUUUUCAUUGGCAAGAUACACCCGGGGGUAUGCUACGUCCGCCGCGGAACAGCCUCGUCUUCGUCUUGGAAGCACAGCACCCAACUUCCUGGCCAAAACCACCCAUGGCGACAUUGAUUUCCAUAAGUUCAUCGACAACUCAUGGGCCAUAUUGUUCAGCCAUCCAGCCGACUUCACCCCAGUCUGUACCACCGAGUUAGGAGCGUUUGCCAAGCUGAAAGAUGAGUUCGAGAAGCGAGGAGUGAAGAUGAUUGGACUGAGCGCCAACGGCCUCAACAGCCACGACGAGUGGAUCAAAGACAUCAAUGAGAUCUCCAAGACGAACCUGCAGUUCCCCAUCAUUGCGGACUCGGACCGCAAAGUGGCAUUUUUGUACGACAUGGUGGAUCAACAAGACCUGGACAAUAUUGACGAAAAGGGCGUUGCAUAUACCAUUCGGUCUGUCUUCAUCAUUGACCCGGCCAAGAAGAUCCGGCUGAUCAUGCUCUACCCUGCUUCAACGGGCCGGAAUACGGCUGAGGUUCUCCGCGUCAUCGACGCACUCCAGCUUGGUGACAAAAAGGGAGUGACGACCCCCAUCAACUGGGAGAUGGGAGAUGAUGUGAUUGUGCCUCCUUCAGUCUCCACCGAGGACGCGAAGAAGAAGUUUGCUGAUGUAAAGGAGGUCCGCCCAUAUCUGAGGUUUACGACCGGCAAUUUGAACAAUUCUCAUUGA
Cladophialophora psammophila CBS 110553 is the source of this 801-nucleotide messenger RNA. Its product is annotated as peroxiredoxin (alkyl hydroperoxide reductase subunit C). Bases 1 to 801 code for a protein of 266 amino acids. The record is from RefSeq and is a predicted model, not a curated record. Gene Ontology annotation, molecular function: thioredoxin peroxidase activity. Gene Ontology annotation, cellular component: cytosol; mitochondrion. Lineage: Eukaryota; Fungi; Ascomycota; Eurotiomycetes; Chaetothyriales; Herpotrichiellaceae. The transcript has a single exon. Gene Ontology annotation, biological process: cell redox homeostasis; cellular oxidant detoxification; cellular response to oxidative stress.